Messenger RNA from Aspergillus welwitschiae, 468 nucleotides. RefSeq lists its product as uncharacterized. The record is from RefSeq and is a predicted model, not a curated record. Bases 78 to 248 code for a protein of 56 amino acids. Lineage: Eukaryota; Fungi; Ascomycota; Eurotiomycetes; Eurotiales; Aspergillaceae. The transcript has a single exon.
UCAUGGUUCUACUUACUACUUAUGAUCAGGAGGAAACAAGAAGAAGGGACGAGAAUCAAUAAUACAUAACACAAAACAUGAUUAGGGGGGUUUCAUAUGACGUUCUUGCCAAUUGGCAGGUACUCGUGAGUAAACAGUUACAAAAGAAUGCGGAGAAUGGCAGACGACCCGAUAAGAUUCCUCAACCAUCGUCGAUGCUAGAGAAGAAAUCAAUCAGUCAACCAGUUAAUCGCCCGCAACAUUCCUGAAUCCAUUCCCUCUCCCCCCCUUCUCCGCUAUAGGAUGAUGGCCACUGUAAUGACCACCCGGUGGAUAUCUUGACAACACUUCAUAGCGCUCCGCCUCCUCCCUCCUCUUCCUCAACCUCCUCCAUUGAGUGGUUCAGGCAUCGAGGCGGUGGGAUGGGAUGGUCAUCCCGACCGUGCACGGUAAUUGAGCCGCCAGGAAUACACGCUCAGAUGUAGUUAG